UCAGGCCCAAUUUAAUGAAGGCCCGAAUGGCCCAACGCAAAUAGAUAUAAAGAGAAAACCCUAGCUUUGUUUUCCUUCUCCAUUCUGAAAGGUCACACACAGAUUUAGGCCUCCCUCACCUCUCUCCAGAGCUUUACUCUCUCUCUGCCGCCAUGGGUAAGACACGUGGAACCGUAGCCGGUCGCAAGCUGAAGAGCCACCGUAUCAAGCAGAGGUGGGCCGACAAAUCCUACAAGAAGUCUCACCUUGGUAACGAAUGGAAGAAGCCGUUCGCCGGUUCUUCCCACGCAAAGGGCAUUGUUCUUGAGAAGAUAGGUAUUGAGGCCAAGCAGCCUAACUCUGCUAUCAGAAAGUGUGCCAGAGUUCAACUUAUUAAGAACGGCAAGAAGAUCGCCGCCUUCGUCCCCAACGAUGGUUGCUUAAACUACAUCGAAGAGAAUGACGAGGUUCUGAUUGCUGGAUUCGGAAGGAAGGGUCAUGCUGUGGGAGAUAUUCCGGGAGUUAGGUUCAAGGUUGUGAAAGUCUCUGGAGUGUCUCUGUUGGCUCUUUUCAAGGAGAAGAAGGAGAAGCCUAGAUCUUAAGUCAUCUCAUCAUAGAUGUUUUUGACCCUAAAAUUGUUGCUGUUUUCUUUAGUUGUUUGAUGAAUUUUGUAAUGGAUUUUUGAUAUUUGGUUGUUGCCCGGUGAUGAACUCAGUUAUGUCCCUUUCUUGAGUCGUUAAUUUAGCUAAAUACUCUGUUGUUUGUC
Molecule: messenger RNA, 745 nt
Organism: Humulus lupulus (European hop)
Lineage: Eukaryota; Viridiplantae; Streptophyta; Magnoliopsida; Rosales; Cannabaceae
Product: small ribosomal subunit protein uS12
Exons: 4
Coding region: 153-581 (142 amino acids)
Biological process (GO): translation
Cellular component (GO): cytosolic small ribosomal subunit; ribosome
Molecular function (GO): structural constituent of ribosome
Source: RefSeq, a predicted model, not a curated record